AUGAGGGCUUUUAUUUUUAUAACUAUUCUGGUAGUCCACUCAGCAACAGCCCAUUUGCAGUUAGAAAAAGUAGCGGAAAAGGUUGUGGAGAAAGUGCAAUCCGGACUCAAGCACUUGAAGGAAAAAGCUGCGUCGCAGCUCCACAAAUUGACGGCUGAUUUCGACUUACAGAAAUUCCACAAACAUCUACCGCAACCGUACGCCAAGCAUUAUGUUAAGGAACACUAUACAAGGAAGACACCGUUCGUUAUCGAUCCGUACCAAAUCGAACGUUUGAAGCAUUACUUUGAACCACACCACAAACCUGUACCGUAUCACAUACCCCACUAUAAGCCUUAG
Messenger RNA from Leptosia nina, 339 nucleotides. Lineage: Eukaryota; Metazoa; Arthropoda; Insecta; Lepidoptera; Pieridae. The record is from the annotation of a GenBank genome assembly.